This is a messenger RNA of Lacerta agilis (Sand lizard), 3197 nucleotides long. It is a transcript of the gene PHC3, whose product is annotated as polyhomeotic homolog 3. The transcript is spliced from 15 exons. NCBI's taxonomy places the organism in Eukaryota, Metazoa, Chordata, Lepidosauria, Squamata, Lacertidae. Gene Ontology annotation, molecular function: protein binding; zinc ion binding. Gene Ontology annotation, cellular component: PRC1 complex; nucleus. Bases 173 to 3115 code for a protein of 980 amino acids. The record is from RefSeq and is a predicted model, not a curated record.
CGUCUUCUCGCGGGCGGGCGGCGCUGUGCGCGGGGAAAGGAGAGGCCUGCUGAGCGGCUGCGGCUGCUCCUGCGCGGCGACUGCUGACACCGGGGCCCGCAGGUGGCGGCCCCACGGCCACGGCCCCAGCCUCCCCUUGGGCUUUGUCAGGUGGAAGAAUAAUUUCACAGCUAUGGAGAAUGAACCAAGCACAACAACAUGUUCUACAUGCACAACUACUAUCACCACCACAUCCUCCCCUUCCCGUACUCAGCCACCUCAGAUAUCUGUCUACAGUGGUGCAGAUCGACAUGCUGUGCAGGUUAUUCAGCAGGCCUUGCAUCGUCCGCCAAGUUCAGCAGCGCAGUAUCUUCAGCAGAUGUAUGCAGCUCAGCAGCAGCAUCUCAUGUUACAAACGGCUGCUUUGCAACAACAGCAUUUAAGUAGCACCCAGUUCCAGAGCCUGGCCAGCGUCCCACAGGCAAACCUGUCAGGUGGGAGGCAGUGUGCAUCCCCCAAUGGCAGUGUCACUCAGCAGUCAAGCAUGUCGGAGACAUCGAUUAAUCUUUCUCCUUCUCCUACACCCGCGCAGCUAAUAAGCCGUUCACAGACCUCCAACAGUAGUAGCAGCAGUCUUACCCAACAGACCAUGCUUCUGGGGAGCACCUCUCCUACUUUGACUGCAAGCCAGGCUCAGAUGUACCUCCGGGCCCAAAUGCUGAUUUUUACACCUGCUACCACUGUGGCGGCUGUCCAGUCUGACAUUCCUGUUGUGUCGUCGUCCUCUUCGUUUCCCUGUCAGUCUGCAGCUACUCAGGUCCAGAAUUUGACAUUACGCAGCCAGAAGUUGGGUGUAUUAUCUAGUUCACAGAACGGCUCUCCAAAAAGCAGUAGUCAUGCCCAGACACUAGCUGUGUGCCCUAAUAAACCCGUAACCAGUACCAAAGCCAGCCAGUCAGAUCCUCUAGAAAGCAAAAGGAAAGGUGACAGCCCAACAGCAGAGCCUCGAAGCCCAGCCGUAACACGCACAUCAAGUAUUCAUCAGCUCAUGGCACCAGCUUCAUAUUCUGCUAUUCAGCCCCAUUCUCUGUUAAAGCACCAGCAGUCCCCUCUUCACUCACCACCUUCAAAAAUUUCCCACCACCAGCUGAUCUUCCAGCAGCAACAAGUUCAACCAAUCACUCUCCAGCUUCCUCCCAAUCAGGAAGCAUCUGUGUCGCAACACUGUGCCCCUCUCCAAGGCCAUGCUCUUCCUCCAGCCCCCAGCAGCGCCUCAUCACAGCACUGCACACCUGUCCACAUCCAUCCCCCGCCACUUCCUCCUCCACUUUCUCCAAGUCCAUCCCAUUCCUCUCAGCAGUCAGUAGUGGUAUCUCCUCCACCACCUCCUUCGCCCAGCCAGUCACCAACAAUAAUUAUACACCCCCAAGCUCUUAUUCAGUCGCAAACACAUCCGCUAGCAUCAUCAGCACUUCAGUCAGAGCAUCACCCAGCGCAGGCUGAUGAUAGGCCAACAGAUGCAACCUCGCAGCCUUCUAAUCUUCCAGCCCAGCUGCCACCUUCCCCAAUAGUUCACAUUGGGUCACCGGAUCAGCCUGCCAUGGUGUCCACAGGCCAACAUAUAACAUCUCCAACGCCUCACCAGCAGUAUCCAGCUUUGCAGCCCAUGCCAAUCCCAGUGGCAGCCUCUCCCCAGCUGCCAACAUCUCCAGCCCCCAGCCAGCCACUUCCUCUUCCGCCUGUUCAGUCUUUACAAGUGCAGCCUGACAUUUUGUCCCAGGGUCAGGUUUUGGUGCAGAACACCUUGGUUUCUGAGGAGGAGCUUCCUGCUGCCGAAGCGUUGGUCCAGCUGCCGUUUCAGACUCUUCCUCCUCCUCAGACGGUUGCAGUGAACCUUCAAGUGCAACAAGCAGUACCUGUUGAGACCCCAGUGAUUUAUCAAGUGGAAGACAUGUGUGAAGAGGAGAUGCCAGAAGAAUCAGACUGUGUGCGUAUGGUUAGGACCCCCACUCCACCCACCUUGUCACCUCCAGCUAUAACUUUAAGAAAUCGAGACGAGCUUGGCUAUGAGGAACCUUUUUCAGAACAAGAGGGACAUCCUUCAAUGGCCUCAUCAGUCAGCGCUUCUGUAAUUAAAUCACCAUCAGACCCUUCACAUGGCUCUGUUCCACAACCACCUCUUUUGCUUCCAGCGAUCCCAACAAGGAGUAACAGCGCAUCAGUGUCUCAUAAGAACCCUAGCAUGGAAAACAAACCUCCACAGGCUAUCGUUAAGCCACAAAUCCUGACCCAUGUUAUUGAGGGCUUUGUGAUCCAAGAGGGGUUAGAGCCAUUUCCUGUAAGUUGUUCAUCUCUUCUAGUUGAGCAGCCUGCAAAAAAGAGGCUGCUGGUGGAGGGCCAGGCGAUGAACGUUAUGUGUGUGGAGCCAGAGCUGCAGAACAAUGCAAAGCAUGUAGACAACUCCUCAGACACAGAGUUGGAGGAUAUAAUUACGGAAGAGGGGCUGGAUGAGAUGGAAACAGAUCUCCUCAAGUGCGAGUUUUGUGGGAAAAUGGGAUAUGCAAAUAAGUUUCUGCGGUCAAAGCGAUUCUGCACCAUGUCCUGUGCCAAGAGGUACAACGUCAGCUGCAGUAAGAAAUUUGGAUUAUAUGGCUCAGACAAAAGCAGUCGUUGGAGCCGGAGCCUUGGGCGACGCGGGCGGCGGCCAAGCAGCUCUGAUGGAGCUCCCAGGGAACACUUCCUUAGACAGCUUCCAAUUACUUAUCCAUCUGCAGAAGAAGACUUGGCUUCUCAGGAAGACAAUGUACCGGUUGCCAUGACCACUCGCUUGCGAAGGCAAAGUGAAAGGGAAAGAGAGCGUGAACUUAGGGAACUGAGAAUUAGGAAAACGACAGACAACAUGGAUUUGUUACCAGCGAUACAAUCUGAUCCAUCCGGAUGGACUGUGGAAGAUGUUUGGGCCUUCAUACAUUCUUUGCCCGGUUGCCAAGAUAUUGCCGAUGAAUUUCGAGCCCAGGAGAUUGAUGGGCAGGCUCUCCUCUUAUUAAAAGAGGAUCAUCUCAUGAGUGCAAUGAAUAUUAAGCUAGGACCUGCACUGAAAAUUUGUGCACGAAUCAACUCCUUGAAGGAAUCCUAGUGGAAAAUAAGGCUUUAAAUCACAGCUUCCACCAUAUGACACUUGUAAUAAAACAACAUCUUAACGUUUGAUGUGAUUAUUA